This is a messenger RNA of Diutina rugosa, 1092 nucleotides long. RefSeq names its product glycerol-3-phosphate dehydrogenase (NAD(+)) (gene GPD1). The coding region runs from base 1 to 1092 and encodes 363 amino acids. Gene Ontology annotation, cellular component: glycerol-3-phosphate dehydrogenase (FAD) complex; cytosol; nucleus. The transcript has a single exon. Gene Ontology annotation, biological process: glycerol-3-phosphate catabolic process; carbohydrate metabolic process. The record is from RefSeq and is a predicted model, not a curated record. NCBI's taxonomy places the organism in Eukaryota, Fungi, Ascomycota, Pichiomycetes, Serinales, Debaryomycetaceae. Gene Ontology annotation, molecular function: glycerol-3-phosphate dehydrogenase [NAD(P)+] activity; NAD binding; protein homodimerization activity.
AUGCCUGAGGGGGUCAUCCCGGAGCGUCCCUUCCGUAUCACCGUCAUCGGGCUGGGGAACUGGGGGACGACGAUCGCCAAGGUGUUGGCGGAGAACGCCGCCACGCGCCCCAACUUGUUCAAGCACAACGUCUACAUGUGGGUCCACCAGGAGAUGAUCGACGGCCAGCGGCUCACCGACAUCAUCAACGACAAGCACGAGAACGUCAAGUACUUGCCCGGGGUCCACUUGCCCCCGAACUUGGUGGCGGAGCCCGACAUUGUCCAGGCGCUGGAAAACGCCGACUUGCUCGUGUUUAACUUGCCCCACCAGUUCUUGCCCACCAUUUGCGCCAAGCUCAAGGGCAAGCUCAAGCCCCACGUGCGGGCGAUCUCGUGUCUCAAGGGGCUCGAAGUCACCAAGGACGGCGUCAAGACGUUGUCGCAAUACAUCACCGACGAAUUGGGGGUGCAGUGCGGCGUGUUGCUGGGGGCCAACUUGGCGCCCGAAAUCGCCCGCGGCAAGUGGCUGGAAACGACGGUGGCCUACAAGAUCCCCGCUGACUUCCAAGGUGAAGGUAAGGACAUCGACCACUUUGUGCUCAAAGCCGCCUUCCACCGCCCUUACUUCCACGUGAGAGUGGUUGAUGACAUUGACGGUACCUCCGUGGCUGGGGCGCUUAAGAACAUUGUUGCCAUCGCUGUGGGUUUUGUCGAGGGUCUCAAAUGGGGCGACAACGCCAAAGCGGCCAUCAUGCGGGUGGGUUUACUUGAAACCAUCAAGUUCUCCACCACUUUCUUCCCCAGCUCCGAAGCCACCACAUUCACCCAGGAGAGUGCCGGGGUCGCCGACUUGAUCACCACCUGCUCUGGUGGUCGUAAUGUCAAGGUGGGUCGCUACAUGGCCGAGACCGGUGCCCUGGCGGCGGAAGCGGAAAAGAAGUUGUUGAACGGUCAGUCGUCGCAGGGUAUCAUCACCGCCAAGGAAGUCCACGAGUUGUUGGUCAACACCAACAAGACGAAGGAGUUCCCCUUAUUUGAGGCCACUUACCAGAUCAUCUAUGGUCUGGAACUGAUCGAAAACUUGCCGCGGUUGUUAGAAAACUGCUCGUAA